Molecule: messenger RNA, 510 nt
Organism: Diaporthe amygdali
Lineage: Eukaryota; Fungi; Ascomycota; Sordariomycetes; Diaporthales; Diaporthaceae
Exons: 3
Coding region: 1-510 (169 amino acids)
Molecular function (GO): RNA binding; RNA nuclease activity
Source: RefSeq, a predicted model, not a curated record
AUGCAGAACAUUCUACUCCUUUGCCUUCUCCCUCUGGCCGCCUUCGCCGCUCCUGGGAGGGUUGAGCAACGUGACCUUCCCUCCCAUACCCCCGUCAACGUCAAAGAUCUCGACAGCGACUUUGAUGUCAAGUGCGUCACGGGCUCCUCCAUCUUGAAGGCCGUAUCUUGGGGAGUGAACCUUCAGCGAGCAGAUCAACAAGUCGGGAGGGACGGUGGCUCCCAGUACCCGCACUACUACGGCAAUGACCAGAGCCAGGCCAACCCACAGCCUGGCCGGUUCAAGUUCCCCAACGCCGACUGCAACAAGUACCCCCAGAACUUGCGCAACGAGUUCCCCAUCACGAAGGAUGGCACGUACGAGGGCGGUGACGAGGGCCUUUAUAGGGCCAUCUAUUUGCACGACAAGAACUCGGACACGGACAUCGAGGGAAAUCCCACUGCGUACUACUGCGGGACAAUCUACCAUUCCGGUGACAACUUUGAGGGCUGUGAUGUCACGAAGAACUAG